This is a messenger RNA of Setaria italica (foxtail millet), 1480 nucleotides long. RefSeq names its product zinc finger AN1 domain-containing stress-associated protein 17. Bases 578 to 1132 code for a protein of 184 amino acids. The record is from RefSeq and is a predicted model, not a curated record. Gene Ontology annotation, cellular component: cytoplasm. Lineage: Eukaryota; Viridiplantae; Streptophyta; Magnoliopsida; Poales; Poaceae. Gene Ontology annotation, molecular function: zinc ion binding. The transcript has a single exon.
UAGGGCUGUCUAGAUACAAGCCCAAGCCCUGUUAACAUUUUGUUAUUAGACGCGAUUUCGAUUUAAUAGUACUGAGUUGGGCCGUGUACCUAAAACGCAAAAGACGGAUAUGACACGACUCUCAUCGUUUAGUCAUUCCUCUUCAAACAAGCAAGGGCCUCGAAGAGAAAAUAACACACACCGAUAUGUGGACCCACUAGGACGACCGGGUCCAACCCCACAACCUCUUCUACACGUCACGGCCAACGCGGGCGCUGGCCUCCCGCGAACAAAAACAAAACGGAAACCGACUGGCUAAGAAAAGUCGCCUCCAGAGGAGACCUGGCCAAUCCAGAACGCGAACGCCAGUACGAACGCAACCACGCCAGCGCGCGCCACUCGGAACGGAACCACCCUUCUUCUUGCAGCGAAAGAAAGAAAGCAAAACGAAUCCGCGUCGGCACCUAGCUGUUGAGCCCAACCUAUAAAUCCAACACCGUCUCCUCUCGCUCAUCACGCAAUCGAUCGCCAACGCCGCAAGAAACCAAAGGAUUCACUGCAGAAGAAGAAGCGUGAGGCAAGGGAGAGAACAGCAGCGAUGGCGCGGCGGGGCACGGAGGCGUUCCCGUACCUGGGCGCGCACUGCGACGAGCCGGACUGCAACCAGCUCGACUUCCUCCCGUUCGACUGCGACGGGUGCGGCAAGGUCUUCUGCGCGGCGCACCGGACGUACCGGGAACACGGCUGCGCCAAGGCGGCCGACCAGGGCCGCACCGUUGUCGUCUGCCCGGACUGCGGCGACGCCAUCGAGCGGACAGCGCCGGGGCAGGACGAGAAAGCCGUCCUGGAGGCGCACGCGCGGUCGCGGCGGUGCGACCCGGCGAGGAAGCGGAAACCUCGGUGCCCCGCGCGGCGGUGCAAGGAGCCGCUCACGUUCUCCAACACCAGCGAGUGCAAGGCCUGCGGACUGAAGGUGUGCCUCAGGCACCGCUUCCCGGCCGACCACGACUGCGCGGGGAAGUCGGUCGGCGCGUCCAAGGCGGCGGCCGCGGCCGCGGCCAGGAGGGCCGGCGGGGAGUGCGCCAAGGACGCCAAGAAGGGGAGCGGCGGCUGGACGCUGCCGGCGGCAGUCCGCAACCUCAAGAUAUUUUAACUUUUUAAGGAUUCAGCUGGUUGCGGACUUGCAAAAUUUAACGGCGAAAGGCACCAUUGUAGUAUCUUGAAACAACAUCGUCAGCUGGACGCUGGUUGCGGACUUGCAAGAUUUAACGGCCAAAGUCACCAUUGCAUCUUGAAACAACAUCGUCUUCUCCGCGGAGCAUAAAAAGAUUGCGCUUGUCAUGAAUGUUCCCUUGUGCCAUUGAGACAUUGCUCUGCAGAGCACGUCUAAGAACUAGUAUUGAUUUAUAAGAUUAUUCCAUGUUUUUUCAUGUAAUUAUUGUUAAAAUGCGGAUGCAAUUAUGUGCAAAUUGGUUAAACUACUUGUGCCAUUGGACUUUUA